AUGCGCAGUGGGAGCCGGUGCAGGGUGGGUGUGUGGUAGCAGCAGUGCAGCGCGAGGGCGAGCGAGGUGCCGUUGGCCGGGAUCCGUUGGGCAGAGCAUACAACAAAAGGAAUGACUGUGAACACUCCAGCGCUCUGUUUCAGAAGCAAGAAAAUUCUUGCUCCCAUGGUGCGGGUUGGAACAUUACCCAUGCGUCUUUUGGCUUUGGAUUUUGGUGCUGAUAUUGUGUACUGUGAGGAGCUGAUUGACAUAAAGAUGGUGCAGUGCAAAAGAGUUGUAAAUGAGGUGCUUGAAACAGUGGACUUUGUAGCACCUAACGAAAGAGUUGUUUUCAGAACGUGUGUGAGAGAGAAAGAUUGUGUUGUCUUUCAAAUGGGAUCAGCAGAUGCUGAGAGAGCAUUGGCUGUAGCCAAGCUUGUAGAAAAUGAUGUAGCUGGGAUUGAUGUCAACAUGGGCUGUCCAAAAGAAUAUUCUACUAAGGGAGGUAUGGGAGCAGCGCUGCUGUCUGAUCCUGACAAAAUUGAGUGUAUUCUGAGUACCUUGGUUAAAGGAAUUUGUAAACCAGUGACCUGCAAAAUCCGAAUCUUGCCUUCGCUUGAAGACACUAUAAGCCUGGUGAAGAGGAUAGAAAAGACUGGUGUUGCUGCCAUUGCAGUCCAUGGAAGGAAGAAGGAGGAGAGGCCUCAACAUCCUGUCCACUGUGAAGUGAUCAAAGCCAUCUCUGAGGCAGUCUCGGUUCCUGUAAUAGCAAAUGGCGGAUCUCAUGACUUCAUCAAAGAAUAUACUGACAUUGAAGCCUUCCAACAAGCAGCAGGUGCUUCAUCGGUAAUGAUAGCUCGUGCUGCCAUGUGGAACCCAUCCAUCUUCAGAAGAGAAGGCCUUUGUUCCUUAAAGGAAGUCAUGCAAGAAUACAUCAAAUACGCAGUGAGAUAUGAUAAUCACUAUACCAACACAAAGUACUGUCUGUGUCAGAUGUUAAGAGAACAGUUAGAAACCACAGAAGGAAAGAAACUGCAUGCUGCACAGUCGACUCAAGAAAUCUGUGAGGUCUUUGAAAUGGGCAGUUUCUAUGAAGAAACAAUAGCUAUUCUGGAAGCUAAGGCAUCAUUAAAGGCCAAGACGCAAGAUGAAGAUGAGCAGAUGGAAGACACAGAUGUGAUAAAAAUGGCUGUUAGAUUUGACAAGCGAGAAUAUCCACCACAGAUUACUCCCAAAAUGUAUCUCUUGGAAUGGUGUAGGAAGGCAAAGCACCCACAACCUGUUUAUGAAACUGUUCAAAGACCAUUAGAUAAAUUAUUCUGUUCAGUUGUCACAGUAGCUGAACAAAAAUAUAGAUCAACCUUAUGGGACAAGUCAAAGAAGCUAGCAGAACAGGCUGCAGCUAUAGUCUGUCUUAGGACUCUGGGUCUCCCAGAGGGGAAGCUUAACGAGGGAGAAAACCACCUGAUUAACAAACGCAAGAGAGAGAACGAGGAGUUCCUGAACAACAAAGAACAUGAAGAUGACCACCUUGUUGAGGCUUCACAUAAAAGAGCUCAUUUUACUGAGGGAGCUUCUGACUCCAGCUCUUCUGAGGUGCCACGAUAGCAUGAAAAGCAAGCAUUCCACAACUGUGCAGCUACCAAUUCACUUGCUUUUUUUUAUAUCCUGCUAUUAUAUUUCAUCUAGACUCUAUCAGUCGGAGACAGGUAAACUCUGCCCGAUUAUGAAAACCUACUGUACUGGGUAAAUGUUUUUUGUUUUUUGCUUUGGUGCCUUUCAAACAGGAUAAAUUAGCAGCCUGGGUUUUAAAUAAGAAUGAGAAGAUGAUCCCAACAUUAAAUUCUGUUUCAAUAGUAAACUAUUUUCAGUUUAGCUUUUGAAGUGUUGAGGUUUUUGUUUAAUAUAUUUUAUAAGUAGAAAAAAGUUUUAAACACACACGAAAGAGGUUCUUAAUAGAUUGUUUCCAACUGUUGGAGUUUUGGUGUAGUUUUCAUUAACAGGGAUAAGUAUGUUAGAAGUUGUCAGCUCUUGUCUGAAAAUACCUGUAACAAAGUUAUAGCAGGUUGUGUCAUGAUCCCUAAAGUAUUUUGUAUGAAGAAGAUAUUCAAAACAUAAUUCAUUGUUGGUGAACUAAAUCAAAGUGGCUUCCCUAUUUAAAAAAUAAUAUACACCUUUAUUUUAAAUGGAAGUGUCUUCGCUAAACCAUUGUUUUCUAACGGAACAGCAAUAUCUAACUGGGAUUGUAUUUAGAGUUUUUAAAUCAAAAAGAUGUACGUGCAUAUUAAAAGUGACAGCUACUCAAAUUUCUGAAUUUUUAAUAAAUCUGCAUAGUUUGCAUUUAACUGAAAAAUAAUUGCAAUUCGUUUCCUACUUUGUAGACUGCAGUUAAAACAGUUUUAAAAGCUGCUUUCAGAACUAAAUGUUCCAGUUUCACACAAUGGUUUUAGUCACAGAACACUUCAGAGCAGUGACAGAAUUUGCAGUCUAGUUAACAAGCCAUAAACUUCAGGAAUAAUCCUUUCCUCACUGAGAUUCAUGUCUGGGACAGGAGCUUUUGUCAAGGGCGUUUUUAGACCGUCACAAGGAAUGGUCAUGCAAAUACUAUACCAGAAUCUGAUUCAUUCCCUGAGUUUUGCUGGCAGAACGCAGGUUGCAAGGCCCAGUGAUAAGAAGCAGCACAAGUUGACUGCAAUCAAGCUCUGCUGGACAGGUCAGAAUUGAGCAGUGCAUCCCCAGUUCUGAGAGAAAGCAUAACUGGAGCACCUGGGAGAUCCACUGGAGCUCUUCUGGAUCACCAUCCAUAGUUUCCUGGCAGGAAGUGGCCAGGCAUAUUGCGGGAUCACCAUCUAUGCUAUCAUUUACUGCCAGGGAGGAAACUGCCACAAUGGAAGAUGCAAACUGCAAAUCCUGCACCUCUGGGAGGAGGUUUAUUAACCCCCAGUCUGACCAAAACUCGAAUUUCUUGAUUCUCUUAGUUUAAAUAAAGCUGUGUGUCCUGGAGAGUGGUGAUGUAUCCCUGGAUGAAGAUGCUGGCUGACAGUAGAGACCAGGUGACUUUUAACAGCCACACUUUAGUGUUGCCUGUUCCAUCCCAUUUGGUAUGGCAUUUCCUUCAGUAGGCCGUGGGGUUGGACAGCCAGAGGGCAUCCUAUCAAAGAAGGGAGCAGCCUUUGAUUCGGCUUCCUAGCUUCUCUCUCCCUCUGAAUCUUAGUUUAUUCAAAGGUUUUGCAUACACAGGCUUGUCCUCUUCCAUAAGUAAAAUGUAAAGUUCUUAUAAGUGACAUAAUUUGAUGUCAUUUUAUGUUUGCAUGUCAAAAAUAAUAGUCUUUUAAAAACUUUUUUUUCCUGGAAAGGCAGGGAACUUAUGGCCCCUAGUGCCUGCAUAAUACUCACAUGAGCCUUAGUAUCAGUGCUGCAUUCACCACUAAAGGUUUAUGGAAUAUUUGGGCCAAAUAGGGUAUUCAAACACAAGAACCAGAGGAGCAGCAUAAUGGAAUGUUUGUACCCUAGUUCUGACUCCCUUUGAAGCGCCCAGAGAAGUCACUCAGCAGAAGGUCAGCAAUUGAAGGCAUGGGGCAUUCUAGGAUGGAAGCCUUAGGGCCAUGGCCUGUGUUGCAAUGCUAUUACACCAUUUUCUUGUCCUGGCAACUGGCCCUACAUGACACCCCCCCAACAAGCCACACCUUUCUCUGCUCUUGGCAGAAACAGUAUGCAUCGGGAAAUAGAAUUGUGAAGGGAACCAUAGCUGGUCAGCACACAGAUGCACGUUAACCCUGCUUUUAUAGUAUCUAUGUGCACCAGUUCGGGGGUGGUCAGAAAGGGACUAUUUGGUAUAUGGCCUCUUGUGGGGAAGAGAGAAUGUAAAAAUUAAUCAUAGGGAAAUAAUAGAAGAUCAGAGAAGGUGCUUCCUUAAUUUAAUAUCAAUGUCCAAAGAAAAUAUGAUCAAUAUUUUUAGUGUGCAGCUACAAAACAUGUAUAUUGUGAAUUGGCUGAAUCAAACUGAAGUAUCAUUGAAAUAAGUUAAAUUGUCUAGAAGACCUAAUGCUUGCAAGGUAAGUGUUUAAAUAACUAUGUGAUCACAAAUCAUUAUUUUAUUUAUCUAGUAUGAUAUUUGUAUAAGUAACUACAGUUAGUUGAAUAGUAUAUAAUUAUGGUAAGAUUAACAGUGAAGCAUUUGCAAACAAGAAAGUGAGAUGCUGCUUUGCUAGAAUGAAUAUUUCAGGCUAAAUUUGGCAGUGAUGUAAAUGAAAAAUGGUCAAAAAAUGGUUGCAUACAAAGUGUGAUUUAUGCUGCCAUUCGAUGUCCUCGAUGUGGGUCAGGAAAAGCAACUUAUGGGAGUCUGUAAGUGUUUGUGAGGGAGAAUCCUUUAUCUGAUGCUAUGAUUACACUGCCCCAUGGUUCAGCCUUUGAGGGCGUGAACAGCAGUGCACAUCAAAGGGCUGUGCGGUAACUCCCCUAUGCGGACACCGUGGACACAAACUAAAAGGUUCUUAGUUUUCAUUAAUGUCUUUCUGUUUGCAGAGGACUAUGUUAAUGUGAACAGGGAACCUUUUAGUUCACUCCUGAAACGGCCACACAGGCGAGUUAGAGUGCAGCACUUUGGUGUGCACUGCUGUUUGCGUCCUUGUAGUCCAAACUGCAGGGCAGCAUAGACAAGCCUUAAUUGCUGUUUCUGCUGCAUUCCUCCUAACCCACUUUCCUCUGCUAUGUAACUUUUUGCACCAUUCACAUCACUGAAUUCAUGCUAGAUACAUCUGUGAUAGUGGCACCUGCAUAUACCAGAUCUGAGGUUUGCUUUUGAUCUUAAAACCGGUUCUUAUUCUGGGGAACAAAAUGCCUUUUUUUCUAGAGACUGUUCUAUUCAAGGUAUUGGAUUGGAACCAUAUCUUUUGU
Messenger RNA from Trachemys scripta elegans, 4875 nucleotides. RefSeq names its product dihydrouridine synthase 2 (gene DUS2). Lineage: Eukaryota; Metazoa; Chordata; Testudines; Emydidae. The transcript has 16 exons. The record is from RefSeq and is a predicted model, not a curated record. The coding region runs from base 112 to 1587 and encodes 491 amino acids. Gene Ontology annotation, molecular function: flavin adenine dinucleotide binding; tRNA dihydrouridine synthase activity; tRNA binding. Gene Ontology annotation, cellular component: cytoplasm. Gene Ontology annotation, biological process: tRNA dihydrouridine synthesis.